Molecule: messenger RNA, 1216 nt
Organism: Lemur catta (Ring-tailed lemur)
Lineage: Eukaryota; Metazoa; Chordata; Mammalia; Primates; Lemuridae
Gene: SCO2
Product: protein SCO2 homolog, mitochondrial
Exons: 2
Coding region: 142-1179 (345 amino acids)
Biological process (GO): intracellular copper ion homeostasis; mitochondrial respiratory chain complex IV assembly
Cellular component (GO): mitochondrial inner membrane
Molecular function (GO): copper chaperone activity; copper ion binding
Source: RefSeq, a predicted model, not a curated record
ACGCCGGGGUUGGAGGGGAGGGAACAGCCCGCGCCUGGGACGCGCUCGGCUCUGCGGGGCCGGCAGCGGCGCAUUCCCACCGGGCACGCCGGAGGGACCGUCGAAUCUGGGGAGACGCGGGGCAGGGAGGUGUCUCGAGGCAUGCACGGGUUGUCUUCCGCGGCGAGCACGGUCAUAAGGUGCUCCCGUCCCGCGCGUCGCCUCAGGCGGUCCUCAGAGACCAGUCUGAGCACGAGGUGGUCUGGAAAUGGCCCAGAGGGGGAGCGACGCGUCGGAGGUCAGACGGCACAGCCGCAGCCCGGGAACCGUCCGGCCUGGGGGUGGAGGCCACAAUUUGGGAGCCCUCGGGAGGGUUCUCUCAGCAGGUACAUCAGGUCCAUGCUGCUACUGGCUCGGGGGCCCAAGGCUUGGCAUGGGCUCUCUCAGCUUAAAUCCAGAGUCCUCCCUGGGACCCCAGGAAGCCAGGCCCUGCAUUUAAAGCCCUGGCUCUCAGCAAGGCGGGGCCCUGCAGAGACCAGUGGGCAGGGCCAGCCCCAGGGCCCUGGGCUACGAACCAGGCUUCUGGUCACAGCCCUUUUUGGGGCCGGACUGGGCGGGGCCUGGCUGGCUGCAAGGGCGGAAAAGCAGCAGUGGCAGCAGCAACGGCGAACAGAGGCCCUGCGCCAGGCGGCUGUGGGCCAGGGUGAUUUCAGCCUGCUGGACCACCGAGGCCAGGCUCGCUGCAAGGCUGACUUCCGGGGCCAGUGGGUGCUGAUGUACUUUGGCUUCACUCACUGCCCCGACAUCUGCCCGGAUGAGCUAGAGAAGCUGGUGCAGGUGGUGCAGCAGCUGGAAGCCAAGCCGGGCCUGCCUCCAGUGCAGCCUGUCUUCAUCACCGUGGACCCCGAGCGGGACGACGUUGCCGCCAUGGCCCGGUACGUGCAGGACUUCCACCCGAGGCUGCUGGGCCUGACAGGCUCCACUGAACAGGUUGCCCAGGCGAGCCGCAGCUACCGUGUGUACUACAGCGCAGGCCCCAAGGAUGAGGACCAAGACUACAUUGUGGACCACUCCAUCGCCAUCUACCUGCUCAACCCCGACGGCCUCUUCACUGACUACUACGGCCGGAGCAGGUCAGCCGAGCAGAUUGUAGACAGUGUGCAGCGGCACAUGGCUGCCUUCCGCAGCGUCCUGUCAUGAGCUGCCACCGCCUGUCAUUAAAUGGGGUGUGUUUUCA